AUGGAGUCGCUGCAGAGGAGAGUGGAGACAUGGAUCAGAGAUCAGCGGACCAAAAUCUUGAGAGUGACCUGGCCUCCGCCGUGGCCUCGGAUGGUGGUGAAGUGGCCUUGGGUCGACGGCGGUCGCGAACAGCAGAAGAAGAUUCAGGAAGAGUUGGGGCGCCGCAAGAAGCAAAUUGAGGAAUUCUGUUACGCCGUCAAAGCAGAAUCGGUCUCCGAUUUGCAGGAGAUUCUCUGUUGCAUGGUCCUCGCUGAGUGUGUCUACAAGAGACCUGCUGCGGAGAUGGUUAGGGCGGUGAACAAAUUCAAGGCUGACUUUGGAGGGCAAUUAGUUUCUUUAGAGCGGGUGCAGCCUUCUUCAGAUCAUGUUCCUCACAGGUAUCUAUUGGCUGAAGCAGGAGAUACAUUAUUUGCAUCUUUCAUUGGGACCAAGCAGUACAAGGAUGUCAUGGCUGAUGCAAAUAUAUUUCAAGGUGCCAUAUUUCAUGAAGACCCAGAGGAAGACAUUCAUGGACUAGAAUCUACUCUUCUUGACAGUAAAACGAAGAAUGUGGAGAAUUUCUUAAAAUCUCCGGAACCCAAGCCUAAACAAACAAAACUUACACCUAAACCUGCAGCUCAUAGGGGAUUCAUGAAUCGAGCUAAAGGAAUACCAGCAUUAGAGUUAUACAGGCUUGCACAGAAAAAGAAUCGAAAACUUGUGUUAUGUGGACAUUCACUUGGUGGAGCAGUAGCAGUCUUGGCCACCCUUGCCAUUUUGAGGGUUAUUGCUGUUUCAUCAAAAGAAAAUGAAAGGGUCCAAGUGAAAUGUAUAACAUUCUCCCAACCUCCAGUUGGGAAUGCAUCUCUAAGAGACUAUGUGAAUGGAAAAGGAUGGCAGCAUUAUUUUAAAACCUACUGCAUUCCGGAAGAUUUGGUGCCUCGAAUAUUGUCUCCAGCAUACUUUCAUCAUUACAAUGCACACACUCCAUUGGCACCACUCAAUGAGACUUCACUGUCAAUGGCAAGAUCUAGAGAAGAGCUGGAGAAGCAGAAGGUGGAAAAGUUGAAAGCGAAUGAAGGGGAACAGUUGGUUCUGGGUUUAGGUCCUGUGCAGAAUUCCUUUUGGAGACUUUCAAGACUUGUUCCUUUGGAGGGUGUUAGAAGACAGUUUCUUAAAUAUACAGGGAAAAAAGUUGAUCCAGUUGAGACAUCUAUUUCUAACGUUUCUGCUGUCACAUCGUCAAUUAAUGAUAUAGUUACUACUCCACAGUCUCUUGAAAUUGAAGAGGGUUCUGAUGGAAUUUCGCUCCGUCCUUUACCUGAAAAAGAUGAAGAGAUUUCUAGCAAAGUGAAAAAUGGUAAGUCAUAUGGAAGUAGCGGGGAUAAGAAGGCAUGGCGCAGAAUACCUUCUUUGCCUUCAUACGUGCCUUUUGGGCAGCUUUAUCUUUUGGGAAAUUCAUCUGUGGAGUCACUAUCGGGUUCAGAAUACUCAAAAUUGACAUCAGUCAGAUCUGUGAUUGCUGAAGUAAGAGAGCGUUUUCAAUCACAUUCCAUGAAGUCAUACAGGUCCCGUUUUCAAAGAAUCUAUGAUCUCUUCAUGAACGAGAAUUUAUUCACAUUAUUGGGGAGGGAGCAAGAGCAGCAAUUCCCACAUUUACAAAAAUGGUUAGGAGUUUCAGUUGCUGGUGCAGUUGAGCUCGGUCACAUUGUGGAGUCUCCGGUUAUUCGUGCAGCUACUUCCUUAGUUCCUCUUGGAUGGAAUGAUACUUCUGAGAAGAAUGGAGACCCUUUGAGGGUAGAUAUUUCUGGUUUUGAAUUACAUCUAUGUACAUUGAUUGAAGCUCGAGUUAAUGGUAACUGGUGUUCAACUGCUGUGGAAUCUUUUCCUUCACCGCCAGCGUACUCAAUGCAGCAUGGACUGCAGCCAGAGAUACAAAGGAUGCGAAUAUUAGUUGGAGCUCCACUGAGACGACCUCCCAAGCAUCAAAUAUUGGAGGAUGGAUUAGUGCCCAUGUUUCCUUCUCUUGAUCCAACCUGCAUUGAUCUGAAGCUGAAACAGAGCAUGGCUUUGGAAGAGGAAAAAAUCACCCGUCCUGAUGGUUUAAGUGAUUUUGUUGUCUAUUGCACAACUGAUUUUUCUACCGUGUCCAAAGAGGUUCAUGUUCGAACCCGUAGGGUGCAACUAAUUGGCCUUGAGGGUGCUGGUAAAACCUCUCUGCUUAAGGCAAUUUUGAAUCAGGGCAAACCUAGUAGCACUGCAAGUCUUGAGAAUUUUCCUAUGGACGUGGACCUUCAAGAAAGUAUUGCUGGUGGUUUGUGCUAUUCAGACUCUGCAGGAGUAAAUUUACAGAAUUUGAAUAUGGAAGUCUCUCAUUUCAGAAAUGAACUGUGGAAGGGAAUUCGUGACCUUAGUAAAAAAAUAGAUUUGGUUGUUCUUGUGCAUAACUUGUCCCACCGAAUACCUCGAUACGGCCAAACAAAUGAAUCACAGCCAGCUCUCACACUACUCUUGGAUGAGGUUAAAUCUCUUGGUGUUCCUUGGGUCCUUGCCAUAACAAACAAAUUCUCUGUCAGUGCACACCAGCAAAAGGCAGCUAUUAACGAUGUACUGCAGGCAUAUCAAGCGGCUCCUAGCAUGACCGAAGUCAUCAAUUCAUGUCCAUAUGUCAUGCCCAGUGCUGCCGGUGGUUCUGUGUCAUGGAGCUCAAUUGACAAAGAACCGGACAGGACACCGACUCCUCAAAAGCUCAUUUUUGCUCCUUUCAAUCUUGUCAGGAGGCCUUUCCAGAAGAAACCCGCUGUUCUCCCUGUAGAGGGUGUUUCUUCUCUCCGUCAACUCAUUCACAGACUGCUUCGCCCUCACGAGGAAGCUGCUUUACAGGAACUUGCCAGAGAUAGGCUUUUCUUGGAGUUGGCUAGGGAGCGUGCAGCUAGAGAUACAAGUCAAGAUGACCAGGCCAAAUCGAACUCCUUGACUGCUGCUGCCGUUGGUGCUUCCGUAGGAGCAGGUGUUGGAAUCCUACUGGCCGUUGUUAUGGGCGCUGCCUCAGCCUUAAGGAAGCCAUGA
Molecule: messenger RNA, 3048 nt
Organism: Fraxinus pennsylvanica
Lineage: Eukaryota; Viridiplantae; Streptophyta; Magnoliopsida; Lamiales; Oleaceae
Source: the annotation of a GenBank genome assembly